Messenger RNA from Capsicum annuum, 1509 nucleotides. Its product is annotated as AT-hook motif nuclear-localized protein 23. The coding region runs from base 16 to 681 and encodes 221 amino acids. The transcript has 2 exons. Lineage: Eukaryota; Viridiplantae; Streptophyta; Magnoliopsida; Solanales; Solanaceae. Gene Ontology annotation, cellular component: nucleus. The record is from RefSeq and is a predicted model, not a curated record. Gene Ontology annotation, molecular function: DNA-binding transcription factor activity; minor groove of adenine-thymine-rich DNA binding.
UUUAUUUGCUUAAUUAUGUCUUCUAUAACAGGUGAUAUCGUUGGCCGGAGACCAAGAGGCCGGCCACCGGGGUCGAAAAACAAGCCAAAACCACCAGUAAUAAUCACUAGAGAAAGUGCAAACACAUUGAGAGCACAUAUAUUAGAGAUUGGAAAUGGUUGUGAUGUAUUUGAGUGUAUAUCAACUUAUGCUAGGAGAAGACAAAGAGGAAUUUGUAUACUAAGUGGUAGUGGAACAGUAACAAAUGUUACCAUAAGACAACCUGCUGCUGCUGGUUCUGUAGUAACAUUGCAUGGAAGAUUUGAGAUUCUUUCCCUUUCUGGCUCAUUCUUGCCUCCACCCGCGCCACCAGGUGCGACGAGUCUGACGAUUUUCCUGGCUGGCGGACAAGGGCAAGUUGUUGGAGGAAGUGUGGUAGGGGAAUUAAUUGCUUCAGGACAAGUAAUUGUUAUAGCUUCAUCAUUUACAAAUGUUGCUUAUGAGAGAUUGCCAUUAGAGGAAGAUGAAGGACUUCAAAAUCAACAAGUAUCCCAAGUUUCAAGUGGCAAUAAUAAUAAUGGUACUAAUAAUGGUGGUGGUGGUAACAAUAAUAAUAGCCAAUUUCAUGACCCUUCAUCUGGAUUUCCCUUCUUUAAUCUUCCUUUGAAUAUGCCUAAUGGACAAUUACCAUUUGGAGUCUAAAAGGCUAUGCUGUUCAGACUCUUCAAAAAUGUCAUCGGGUGCGUGUCAGAUCCUUCAAAAGUAGUGUAAUUUUGGACGAUCCGACACGGGGUGCGAAAACGUUUCUGGAGAGUCCGAGCAACUUAGCUAAAAGGUACAUAUUCUUGAAGGUUAGAGUUAUGUAAUCUUUGUGCAUCAUGGCGUUCGAUCACUUAAUCUUCGAGAAGUAGUUUUGUUGUCUUAUGUAUGUAGUAAGUGGGCAUUAUGAUGUUCGAUCACUAUAUCUACGAGAAGUAAGUGGUACAUUUGACUUCUGUAAUCUGUGUGCAUCAUGGCGUUCGGUCACUUCAUCUUCGAGAAGUAGUUGUGUUGACUACUUAUAUAAUAUGUGUGCAUCAUGAUGUUCAAUCUCUAUAUCUAUGAGAAGUAAGUGGUAAAUUGACUUCUGUAAUCUGUGUGCAUCAUGGCGUUCAAUCACUUCAUCUUCGAGAAGUAGUUGUGUUGACUACUUAUGUAAUAAGUGUGCAUCAUGAUGUUCGAUCACUAUAUCUACGAGAAGUAAGCAGUACAUUGACUUUUGUAAUCUGUGUGCAUCAUGGUGUUCGAUCACUAUAUCUUCGAUAAGCUGAAGUUGCGCGAAAUGUUGACAUUGAAGGGGGAUUCUUGAACCCUAUAAAGGUUAAAAUUGUUAAUGUACCAUGUUUGUCAUAGUGAUGAAUUUAGUGAUUGUUGGAUUUUCUCCAUUUUUUUUUUGUGGGAUUUUUUGUAUUUUUUUCUUCUUCUUGUUUUGUUCUUUCUUAGUUUUGUAACUCUAUGGAAUUAUGAAAAUAGUGAUGAUCUUCUACUCAA